Rattus rattus (black rat) is the source of this 1834-nucleotide messenger RNA. RefSeq lists its product as uncharacterized. The transcript has 4 exons. Lineage: Eukaryota; Metazoa; Chordata; Mammalia; Rodentia; Muridae. Bases 1 to 1353 code for a protein of 450 amino acids. The record is from RefSeq and is a predicted model, not a curated record.
AUGGCGCGUGCCCGUCAUCACAGUGCUGGGCGCACAGGGCAGACAGAGUCCCUGCUGUUCACUGGUCAGCCAGCCCAGCACUGGCCAGCCAGCAAAGCCUAUUUGCCUGUUCGCACUUCUUCAGAAAUUAGCUUCUCAAGAGGGGGCGCUUUCCCCGUUACUGGGGGAAGCAGGGGCUCUGAGAGCUACGGAGGAGACCGAGGUGGCGCUGUCACCUCCGAUUGCUGCAGUAAAACCCGGAGCCUAGGCAGAGAUGGGAGAGGGGGGAUGGGUAUCGCCCUCCCCCUCGCUUCAGCGGGGAGCUUCGACUCUACCAAAGGGGCACCGUCCGGCUGCAAAGUGAGCCCGGGGGUUGCGCCCAGGCAGCUGUCAGCUCACCAGUUGUCAAAGGGCAAAGGAAGAAAACAAGCCACUUUAGCACUGGCACCUAAUUCUGACGCCUUUGGAACCUGUAAAACAAUCCCUCACCCUCCCAGUUACAGUCACCUUCCUCCAGGUAGUAGAGAGGUUAAGGUUGAAAAACUACCCCCACCCUUCCCCGCGGGAAAGAGUAGGAGGACCGUGCCUAGAGAACUUGUGUGGGUUCACUCACAAGUGCAGGGAAUUCAUUUGCAGACGAAUGGCCGGAGGGCAAAUUGGGAAAGGGGGCCGGCAGGCAGCAGGGUGCCGCAGAGUCGCACAGAGCCGCUCUGGGGCUGGCGUUCCUUGCGCGCAGCAUCUUCGCUGGAAACCCGCAGCCAGACCUUGAUCGAUCUCCUUCUUCCUCAUCCCGGGGAAUGCUUGCGUUUGACUCUGUGGUUGGGCGCUAAGGGCGCACAGGAUCUGGAGGCUCCUCAUCCUGCAUAUUCGACCGAAUUUUUUUUUUCUGUCCAAGAUCCAGGGGCGUCCGGGGACGGAAGCCUCUCGAUUAAUGAACAUUUGGGCAGCAUCUGCCAUUCAGCUUCCACUCCAGGAGGGGGAGGCAUCAUAGGCUCCACUGGACCGAUUGUGCUGAAGCGCGAAUUUGAGCUUCUGGCAGCUUUCUGCUCUUUCUCACAACACACUUUCAGCAGGAUGGGAGCGCCAGUGUUACGCAGAGGGAGCCUUACGCUAUUGGGCGGCGGUGUCUCCAUGCAGGAAGAAGGGUGUCCCCCAAAGCUGAAGACUGACACUGCCUCCCACAUCACUGUGCAUCCGUGGAAAAGGAGACGUAGUUCUUCCCUCCAUGAGCUUGUGAAAUGGGUACCUUUUGCAACUACUUUAUGUAAAGGAUGGAAGAAACUCACACUGUUGCCAGGAGCGUCCAGACCACUAAGCGUGAUAUUGAACGACAACAGCAAAAAGGCACACGGGCACACCUUCAUGUUUAUCUGAUCACCCCCCAAGGAGAUAAAAUACUGUCUGUGUUGUCAUAAGAACACAGCACUGAGUCAUAGGAUAAAGGUCAUCACAACUUAAAAGUAGAAAUGAUCUCCAGUCUGCACCAGGGCAGAUCAGGGUCUGCCACUCUCAAUACGCCAGUUUGCAGGUCUCCCAGAGCUGCUGCAGCCAGGGUAACAGGCAGGAACCUAGCAUGGUUCUCCUCCGGGAGGCCCAACCAGCAGCUGACUGAGACCCAACCAUUGGACUGAAAGUUGGGGACCCGUAUUGUUGAUUUAAGGGAAGGUUGGAAGAAGCUGAAGAGGAGGGCAACCCCAUGGAAGACCAGCAGUCUCAAGUAACCCAUACCCUUCGGAGCUCACAGACACUGAGCCACCAACCAGGCAGCAUACAAGAGCUGGUCUGCCACCCAGGACACAUACAUAGCCGAGGACAUGCCUAAUCCUCAGAGACUUGAGACCCCAGGGAGUGGGGA